Messenger RNA from Leishmania mexicana MHOM/GT/2001/U1103, 1767 nucleotides. RefSeq lists its product as hypothetical. Gene Ontology annotation, cellular component: Golgi membrane; endoplasmic reticulum membrane. The coding region runs from base 1 to 1767 and encodes 588 amino acids. The record is from RefSeq and is a predicted model, not a curated record. NCBI's taxonomy places the organism in Eukaryota, Euglenozoa, Kinetoplastea, Trypanosomatida, Trypanosomatidae. Gene Ontology annotation, biological process: UDP-galactose transmembrane transport. Gene Ontology annotation, molecular function: UDP-galactose transmembrane transporter activity; UDP-glucose transmembrane transporter activity. The transcript has a single exon.
AUGUCGUUUGACGGCGGUUGCGCAGAUAGCCGCGGAACGAAGUCGGUACUGGCAACGCCGUCCGCACCAGCGAAGCGAACGACCAUGUCCGUCACACCGCCGCGGUCGGGCAUCGCUGCCGUCAAGGUUGGGACCUCCUCAAGGAUACUGCUGCUCGCGCAGAUGGUGCUCUGCGCGAUAGGCAUCAACCUUUGCUUUGGUUGGUGGUCCAUCAAGCAGGAGCGCGCCAUCACAAAACCCUACUUCAUAGCUGACAGUGCCUUUGCCGCCUCGAUGACUGCGACUGCAGCGUCAACUCACGACGCGCGUCGUGCCGCAGCGGUGGCAGCAGCGAAGUCGAAUGCCCCGCCUGGUAAGCCGCACGUUGUCUACCUCUCCACAGUGUACGGCAUUAGUUUGACGCAAACGUUGGCAGGUGCCAUCGUGAGCGCAGCGCUCCUGGGAAUGAAUAGUCUCCUGCGUCGUUUGAUGCGGAGCUACCAGCAGCGAUCCGCCAGCCAGCGUGGCGUGAAGGCGAACGUAUCGGCCGCACUGGAUCAGAAUCAGUCCACCGUGCUGAGUCGGCGAGACGUGCGGGAGAUGUUGGCCAUGGGCUUCUCCAACAUCUUCGGCACGUCGCUCGGCUACGCCGCCAUGCGCCGCGUCUCCUACCCCGUCGCGCUGACCGCAAAGAUGGGCAAGAUGCUUCCCGUCAUGCUUGUCGGCUUUGUGUGGUACCGCGCGCGCUACCCGGCCAAGAAAAUUGGGGCGUGCCUGCUCAUCACCAGCGGCGUCAUCGCCUUCUUUCUACUGGAGAGUCGCAUCACCAGCUCCGCCAGCGCAUCCUCUGCCACCGCCGCCGGCAGCAGCAGCAACACCGGAACGAGCGCAAAGCGCGGCGCGGCAUCAUCCUCGUCAUCUCUCCUCGGCAUGGCGCUGCUCCUGCUCAACCUGCUCAUGGACGGGUACACGAACUCAACUCAGGAUAUCCUCGUCGAGCGGCACCGGUGGAGUGGGGCGUCGCUCAUGAUGCGGACGAACCUUGUCUCGGUGGGGUGUGCCCUAUCGCUUCUCUUCGCACUGGAGUUGGGUGAACAACCUUGGAGCUGGCUGGCGUCGUUCUCGCACCACACCGUGACUUUGGCGAUGCGCAGCCUCCCCAUGCCGAACAGCGCACUUGGUCGCGUAUUCGCGGCUUGGCUGGAGCGCGCUAGCGGAGUCUCGGCCACGUCGGUCGUUCCGUUCCACGACCUCUCCCAUUUUCUCGCCUUCCUCGUGCACUGCCCGGAGGCGCGCCACGACGUGUUCCUCAUGAGUCUCCUAAGCGCACUUGGGCAGCUGUUCAUCUUCCACACAAUCACCGUCUUUGGAACGCUGGCGAUGACCGCGAUGACCCUGCUGCGCAAGAGCGGCAGUGUCAUCCUCUCCAUCGUGGUCCACGGGCACACCGUGCAAAACGCACAGUGGGUCUCGCUCGGCGCCGUCUUCAUCGGAGUCGUUCUCGAGGGCUACAUCAACAUUCAAGAAGCCUCGCUCAGGCAGGGGCAAGCGACCGCGAAGCGGGCGGCACCGCGCGAAGCCGCAGCGACUGCGAUUCCAUCGUCGUCUAGCAGGGUUGUGACCGUCAACGGCACCCCGGCCCCCGGAUACGCGGACGUCAGCGCGAAGAACAACGCAUCUGAAGAUUCAGAAGCGACAGCGCUGGCCAAGGUGCGGGCGCUCCGCGCCAUCGCCGCCACAACUGCUGCACCCGCCUCGUCACCACGAAAAGCCAAGAAGACGCAGUAA